GUCAAACCUAGGUAGGUCACGGUAGGUACCUGAGAUAAACGCAACGAUGAACCUCGGUAUCUCCCGGCACAACAACAACGACAUCACCACAUAAGGGACAUUUGUAAAAUGACUUCGGGGCAAUAUCCAACAAACAUCCCCCAUCGCCGUCUUUCUCUGCCCUUUCAAGCCGCAACAUCCGCGGAGGACGUACAUACAGUCCAUAUAACAAAGAACGGCAGCGAUUCCAUUGCACAACACGACUCGAGCCGAAUCGAGUGGAGUCACGCACGCAGAGACACUUACGGUAUACUUCGGCGGACGGUACGGCCGUUAGAUUUGACCCCGAGUCUGAUUGACUUACCGACAUUGUCGACAAAGCAAGACCAUCUAUUUGCCCUGGUCUCUCCUGUCCUCUUCUCCGUCUCGACAUACUUGCUUUGUUUCUAUCAUCCUAUCUCAUUUCGAACCGGGGUACACAUUAAAGUCCUUUAAGAAAGCCUCCUAUCUACCUAUUUACCUACGUACGACCCUCAAGACUCCUAUUUAUCGACCUAGAACUCCUGUCUUACCAUCUGGACCCAGACCACAAGAAUACCUAAACCAGAACUGAGUCUCUAUAUCCAUCCAUCCAUCCAAACAUCUUUCCUCCACCAGCAAAAUGCCCGACUUCGUCUCCUCAGUAUGGAACCCCACCAUCUUCACCGGCAAAGUCGUCUUCUGCACUGGCGGCAACGGCAGCAUCUGCUCCAACCAAGUCCGCGCCCUCGUCUAUUUAGGUGCGGACGCCUGCAUCGUCGGCCGCAACGUCGAAAAGACAGAAUCUGUCGCUAAAGACAUCGCGACCGUCCGGCCAAACAGUCGCGUCCUAGGCAUCGGAGCCGUGGACGUCCGAAGUAUCGAGUCGCUAAAAUCCGCCAUCGACACCUGUGUGAGCCAACUGGGCGGAAUUGAUUUCCUCAUCGCCGGCGCAGCAGGCAAUUUUCUUGCCCCGCUGGAGCAAUUGUCUCCCAAUGCAUUCAAGUCGGUCAUCGACAUUGAUGUCUUGGGGUCGUAUAAUGUGACGAAGUUGGCGCUGCCGCAUUUGAUCGAGUCGGCGAGGAAAUGGAAUGAGAUAUCAUCUCUUCCGAAAUCCACAAACGCGGACACUUCCGCUUCCAGCUCCGCCUCCGGCUCCGCUUCCGCUGGCCCCGGCGGCCGCAUCAUCUACGUCUCCGCCACAAUCCACUACACCGGCCUCCCGCUCCAAACGCACGUAGCAGUCGCCAAGGCCGGCGUGGACGCCCUAUCCAACAACGUGGCCAUCGAAUACGGUCCUCUUGGAAUCACAUCCAACGUCAUUGCACCUGGUCCCAUUGCCGGCACAGAAGGGAUGGAACGGCUAAGCAAACAGCCCUCCAAAACUGAGAAGCAUCCGAGUAAAAGAAUUCCAUUGGGAAGGUGGGGUCUAGUCAAAGAAAUCGCCGAUGCGACGGUUUAUUUGUUUUCUGAUGCUGCGAAUUAUGUCACAGCCCAGACGUUGGUGGUUGAUGGUGGUGCCUGGCGCACUUCGGGAGCAGCAGAUGGGCCGGGACGCGGGUUCGAGUAUCCUGAUUUCCUGCUUUCUGGACAACAGGUUAGUGGAGUUAAGGGGUUGAAGACGAAGAAGGAAGAGAAGGCCAAGUUGUGAAGCGGGAGAAGGAAGAGACAGCAGCACCGGGAGGUUAUUGAUUGGAUAAGGAGAGGAAGCUUGACCAUGGUGACCGUGAUUGUGAUCCCUGAUGCUAGCGAUGAGAAUGGUACCCUGGGGCCAGGCAAAUGUGUACUGUGUACAUUGUAUGGAGACUACAAAGAGGAAGAAUGCAAGUUGUCUGUCUACUACUUGGUAUCUACCUUACCUUAUCGAUGUAUUCCUGAUGGUAUUACUGUAUGAUCUAUACCAUCUUACAAUCGACAUCAAUCGCCUCUAUUAAAAUGUCGAUUCCGAUUCCGA
Exophiala dermatitidis NIH/UT8656 is the source of this 1951-nucleotide messenger RNA. Its product is annotated as 2,4-dienoyl-CoA reductase (NADPH2). Gene Ontology annotation, molecular function: 2,4-dienoyl-CoA reductase (NADPH) activity. The record is from RefSeq and is a predicted model, not a curated record. Bases 641 to 1648 code for a protein of 335 amino acids. The transcript has 2 exons. Gene Ontology annotation, biological process: fatty acid catabolic process. NCBI's taxonomy places the organism in Eukaryota, Fungi, Ascomycota, Eurotiomycetes, Chaetothyriales, Herpotrichiellaceae.